Nerophis lumbriciformis (worm pipefish) is the source of this 375-nucleotide messenger RNA. NCBI's taxonomy places the organism in Eukaryota, Metazoa, Chordata, Actinopteri, Syngnathiformes, Syngnathidae. The record is from RefSeq and is a predicted model, not a curated record.
AUGCCUGAGCCGUCCAAACCUGCACCGAAGAAGGGAUCCAAGAAAGCUGUCGCCAAGAGCGUCAGCAAGUCUGGAAAGAAAAAGAGGAGGACCAGGAAAGAGAGUUACGCCAUCUACGUGUACAAAGUCUUGAAACAGGUCCAUCCCGACACCGGUAUCUCUUCCAAGGCGAUGAGCAUCAUGAAUUCAUUCGUGAACGACAUCUUCGAGCGAAUCGCUUCCGAAGCUUCGCGCCUGGCUCACUACAACAAGAGAUCCACCAUCACCUCCAGGGAGAUUCAAACCGCCGUGCGUCUCCUGCUGCCAGGCGAGCUGGCUAAGCACGCAGUGUCUGAGGGCACCAAGGCCGUCACCAAGUAUACUAGCUCUAAGUAG